AUGUCUAACAACAAUAUAAACAACACUAUUUAUGAUAUUUCCACCGUUCAACAAGUCUUGAUCAACUCGCCUUUGGAAGGAAUCAAGAUGCUUCCUUUGAAUUCGACAAUAUUAGUAAAAGCUAGUGAAUGGGAAAAGUGUCUGGAGCGAAUCAAUGUCUUAUGCUCAACAAAAUGGAAUAAAAAGCAUAAAUAUUCUGGAAAAGGUUUAGUUUUUGGAGAGACUAAAAAAUGCCACCGUGCUGGCCAAUAUAUAACAAACCGCCAAUUACGUCUUGCCCAGAAAGAUAUGAAGGCAUGCUCUUGUACAGCUGCCUUAAAAAUCAUACAGCAUCUCGACAACCCCAAUGUUGUUACAUUUUGCCAAACAAGGGCACAUGUAAACCAUGUUCCUGGAGACUGGGACGAAGUCAGAACUCUUCCUUUGCCUUCUGAAGCCAUAAAGAUUAUUGAAGAUCAGUUGAAAAGUGGCAGCAGCUGUAGAAGUACAAGAAUUUCAGUUCUUAGACAGAUUGAUAGUUAG
Messenger RNA from Phycomyces blakesleeanus NRRL 1555(-), 522 nucleotides. RefSeq lists its product as hypothetical. The coding region runs from base 1 to 522 and encodes 173 amino acids. NCBI's taxonomy places the organism in Eukaryota, Fungi, Mucoromycota, Mucoromycetes, Mucorales, Phycomycetaceae. The transcript has a single exon. The record is from RefSeq and is a predicted model, not a curated record.